AUGAUAGCCUACAUAAAGAGAGUUGAAAUUAUUCCUGUACUUACUCAUGCUUAUGAAAGUACUCUUCCUAAAAAUGAAGAAAUUGUUGACGAUGAUUUUAAUCAAAACUGUAAUACUUCUGUUGUUGAUCUUGAAGAUGAAUAUAAAGGGAAAUUAAGCAAACAUGUUUUGGACGCUCUAAAAGAAAUGGAUGUUCUCGGCACUCUUCUAAAUGAAUGUUGGUUACCCGACAACGAAUGGCAAGACUCUGCAAAAAUUGAAAGAAUGCGUCGAAUUGCUGACAGAGUUCGAGAAAUGGACGGGCAUUUAUAUGAUUGUUUUUCUGACGCUAGACAAAAAUCUUUUUGUUCGAAAAAAGGAAGGGAUUUGCCUUCUUUGAGAAAAGGAUUUCUUAAAUGGAUUGAAGCUGAGGAUAUAGAGCAGUGUGUUUCUUAUUUAUUCCAAUUUUGUGCUAUUGAGAUUGUGACAAUUCUCGUUGAAAGUGCCCUUUUAUGUAGAACAGAAGAACAGCAAAAGAAAGAAAAAACGUUGGAGGGAUAUUCUGCCGAAUUUAAUGAUAUAAAUACCCCUCUUCGUCUGUGUCAUUAUGAGGAAGCUUUAAAACGUAAUAGAGGAUGGGCAUUGAGAGGAGAUAUUUUAUUUGGAAAUUUUUAA
This is a messenger RNA of Meloidogyne enterolobii, 654 nucleotides long. Lineage: Eukaryota; Metazoa; Nematoda; Chromadorea; Rhabditida; Meloidogynidae. The record is from the annotation of a GenBank genome assembly.